AAAUUCUAACCAAAAUUAAAAAUACAUAUAUUGAUGCAGGUGACAGGUAAGAGAGAUUUGACACAAUGUGCAGAUUAUAAUAUAAUAUGGGCUGCUUCUUCACUCUCUGCCAAUCCAUAUGCCAGUUUGGAAACUAUAUUUUUCUUUUUAAUUCUAAUAAAUCCUUCCAAGAUCACCUCUGGCAACAUCUAGCCUUCAUCCAGCUUGUGACUUGGAUCUCUCUCACCCCCCCCCUCUCUCUCUCUCUCACACACAUAAGAUUUCUUUCUCCCAGUCCAUAUAUUUUCCCCUCAUUUUCAAUUUCUGGCCUGUACUGCUCUAAUCAACUUCAGAUUGACCCAUCAUCAUCAACAACAAUGCAAGACUCCAUUGGUAUUCCGGCUUGCUUUUCUUCUGCAGAUAAGUUCACUGAUGAUCCCGGGGCGGUCACCCGAUCGGGCCAGAGGGUUUACAUGUCAUUAUAUAGAACAAAGAUGGCUGAUCAGUGCCGUUUGAUCACCGUCACAUGGUGCAAAAACUCAAUGCUUCAUGGCCUAUCAGUAUCAGUGGGAGGCCUGGAAGGAGAAACAUCAUAUACCUGUAAGGUUGAGCUAAAGCCAUGGUACUUCUGGAGAAAGCAAGGCACCAAGCGGUUCAUGCUAGAUGGUAAACCUGUAGAUAUCUUCUGGGACCUCAAAGCUGCGAAAUUUCAUGGAGAAACAGAACCGACCUCGGAAUACUAUGUAGCAGUGGUUUGUGAUGAAGAGAUAGUUCUGCUCCUGGGUGAUCUUAAGAAAGAUGCCUACAGAAAGACAGGUUGCAGGCCAGCUCUUAUUGACCCUAUUUUGGUUUCAAAGAAGGAACACAUAUUUGGGAAGAAGAAGUUCACCACUAGAGCUAAAUUCCAUGACAAAGGUAGGAAACAUGAGAUCUCAAUAGAGUGCAAGAACAAGGGAAGCAUUCAGAUCAACAACAAUGGCGAUUCCUUAAACGGGGUUGAGCCAGAAAUGGAGAUAAGGAUCGAUGGGCAUUUGGUGAUUCAUGUGAAGCAUUUGCAGUGGAAAUUCAGAGGCAACGAAUCAAUUCAUCUCAGCAAAAUGAGAAUAGAGGUAUACUGGGAUGUUCAUGAUUGGCUCUUUAGUCCAGGAUUAAAGCAUGCUUUAUUCAUAUUUAAGCCAAUUAUGUCAUCAUCACUGUCAUCAUCAUCUUCUUCAUCAACUCCAUUAUCAUCUCAGACAGAGAGUUUUGGGUCACUGGAAACUCUUGGCGUUAAUGGGUCAUCAGAGUUUUGCUUGUUUCUCUAUGCCUGGAAGGUUGAGUAAUUUUAUCAUCAACCUGAAGCUCCAUCAUCAUCACCACCAUCACUGAUCAACCCCAGCAAGAAAUAGAAUAGAAAAGGACAUAUGGGCCUGCAAGUGAUGGAGCGACAUGGAGUGGGCAAGAUAGGGACUAGUUAGAGAGAGAAGGCACUGACAAUGCUAGUGGGCCCAAACAGAAGGUUUCGGGAGUUAAUUACAGCUGUAGUUGAAAGAUUGGGCAUAAUUGGACAAGACAGAUUGGAUCACACACACAUAUACACAUGCUCUGUUUGUCUCCAUCCACCACAUGGACAUUCACCGUCCUCCUCCUUGAUCUGAUCUUGAAAGGAGAGCUAUGUAUUCUUUCAAAAUCCAUGAACCAAAGGAAUAUGUAAUCUAUAUAUUUUCUUUAUAUACAGGAAUAUAAUUCACAA
Molecule: messenger RNA, 1711 nt
Organism: Neltuma alba
Lineage: Eukaryota; Viridiplantae; Streptophyta; Magnoliopsida; Fabales; Fabaceae
Exons: 1
Coding region: 87-1301 (404 amino acids)
Source: RefSeq, a predicted model, not a curated record